AACAUUUGACAAAAUCAAACAACCUUCGUCACCUUCCCUUAAGACACAAACACUCUCUCCCUCUCCUCUUUCAAACCAAAUUAUUACUCAUUAAUUACCUUAACAUUACAUUAAUCUCAUUUUCUCCACACACAUUCAUAUAUAAUUAACAUACAUGCAACAACCCAGAGACCCAAAAUUUGUUCAAAUAUGAAGAACCGGUAUACGGUGCCGGAGAGACGGUGGUUCCUGGGUCUGGCCGUCGUGGGGUUGAUCGGAGCAGCGGUGUUCAUAGCCACCGCCAUCCAAACCUCCAUCCUCUGCCCCGCUUCGGUUGGGAUCCUAACCCGAACCCGGGUGGACGACGAUUUCAACCCGACACCGAUGCAGCUUAGGGCGAUACUCCACUACGCGACAUCGCGCGUGGUUCCCCAACAAUCGGUGUCAGAGAUCAAGAUCAGCUUAGACGUGAUAAAAUCACUGGGCCGGCCCUUCAAAUUUCUGGUAUUCGGAUUGGGCCACGACUCACUCAUGUGGGCCUCGUUCAACCCAGGUGGCACCACGCUGUUCCUCGAAGAGGACCCAAAGUGGGUCCACACCGUUCUCAAGGACGCACCGGGCCUCCGAGCCCAUACGGUUCGGUACCGGACGCAACUUCGCGACGCCAACAAACUCCUCUCCUCGUACCGCUCCGAACCCACGUGUUCUCCUUCUAAGGCUUACCUCCGAGGCAACGAAGCGUGCAAGUUGGCGCUGGAGAAUCUUCCGAACGAGGUUUACGAGACGGAGUGGGACCUGAUAAUGAUCGACGCGCCCAAAGGGUACUUCGCGGAGGCGCCGGGGAGAAUGGCCGCCGUGUUCUCCGCCGCAGUCAUGGCGAGGAAUCGGAAGGGAUCGGGUGCGACGCACGUGUUCCUGCACGAUGUGGAUCGGAAGGUGGAGAAAGCUUAUGCGGAGGAGUUUCUUUGUAAGAAGAAUUUGGUGAAGGGUGUUGGAAGGAUUUGGCACUUUCAGAUACCCCCUUCUAACGACACUUCUUCUUCUCGUUUUUGCUGAAACUAUAAACCAUAUACCCUUUACGCCAACUCUUUCUUCUUCUGUUGUUGAUUAGGGUAUGAUCCAAACGCAGAUAGAAACAGUAUACCAGAUGAGAUUUUAUGUUAUGAUCAAUAUAUUUACUCUUCUUUUGUUGUUAUUCGAAUAUUUGGAGACAGAAGGAAUCAAUCACUGGAUUGAAGGGUUGCAGGUGCUACCAUGGCCAUUGCACCCUUUGCCGACAAUGAUCGAUUCUCACAAUGCAAAUAUC
This is a messenger RNA of Abrus precatorius (Indian licorice), 1285 nucleotides long. RefSeq names its product probable methyltransferase At1g27930. The record is from RefSeq and is a predicted model, not a curated record. Lineage: Eukaryota; Viridiplantae; Streptophyta; Magnoliopsida; Fabales; Fabaceae. Bases 190 to 1035 code for a protein of 281 amino acids. The transcript has a single exon. Gene Ontology annotation, biological process: xylan biosynthetic process.